AUGGCGCCUCCAUACGGGUGUGACGUAGUACCGUGUGCCCGCAACACCAUGAGCGCCUCUAACACAAAGAAAAAGUCAAAUGCUACAUGCAUCAUCUUUCUGUUUACCCUCUUGUGCAUCGCGGGCCUCGUCAUCGCGCUCCUGUCGUCCGCCUAUUCCGACGCACUCCGGCGGGCGAGGAAGGCAGAGGACGACGCUCGGACAUCGUGGCAAAGGGCCGAAACGGAAUGGCGGAAGAAGGAGAGUGAAUCUAUAAAGGCAGCGGAGAAGAAGGCCAGUGCCUACCACCAGCAGGUUAAGCAGACGCAGGAGAAGGUGAUCCGAGCUCAAAAAGCCACUGAGGGCUUCGAGAAGAGGAUCCUGAAGGCGGAAAAGGAAGCCGCCCUUGCGAAGAAGGACAGCCAGGAUUUUCAGGAUAAACUUUCAGACACGCUGACGGAGAUCGUGCGGAUGACGAAGGAGAGCGAAAGGCUUCAAGAGAAACUGAACAAGGCACAGAAAGAGGCCGAAGAAGCCAGACAAAAUGCCAAGAUGCUUGGACAAUUAGUUAAAACUUGCGCCGUGGUUACUUCAGAAAAGCCUGAGGUUUUAACAGAAAAUUACAACGUAAGAAGGGAACCUACAAAAAAGGAGUCAGUGACAGGUCUGGUCGAGCUGCCCAAACCAUUACUUCCUAGGUCUCCUCCUAGGAAUGAAGAGACAACCUAA
Messenger RNA from Penaeus indicus, 708 nucleotides. RefSeq names its product trichoplein keratin filament-binding protein-like. Bases 1 to 708 code for a protein of 235 amino acids. The transcript has 5 exons. The record is from RefSeq and is a predicted model, not a curated record. NCBI's taxonomy places the organism in Eukaryota, Metazoa, Arthropoda, Malacostraca, Decapoda, Penaeidae.